AGUUACAAGCAGUUGGGGUUUUACGAUACUCAAGCUGAUAAUUUAACGUGGUUUGAUGUUGAAGUUUGGAAUGGUGGAAAAGUGCCUCAAGAUAGAACAAUCAUAAAACGCGUACUUAGAACGGUAUCUCUACCGCUUUUUAUAUGUAUGUGUUCCCUUUCUAGCAUAGGAAUCUUCGUAGCGAUAGGGUUAAUCAUAUUUAACCUUUGGAAUAAGCACAGAAGAGUGAUACAAUCAUCACAUCCAGUAUGCAACACGAUAAUGUUAAUUGGAAUAAUCGUCUGUUUGGCCAGCAUAUUUCUACUCGGUUUAGAUGGAAACUUCGUGUCACCCGAUUCUUAUCCUUCCGUGUGUCAAGCUCGCGCCUGGUUAUUAACGACAGGAUUCACCCUUUCUUACGGCGCGAUGUUCAGCAAAGUGUGGCGCGUUCACCGAUUAACGACGAAAGCGAAAAGUGACCCAAAAGUACGAACGAGAAAAGUCGAACCGUGGAAACUUUACUCGAUGGUGACGGGUCUUUUGGUUGUCGAUUUCGUUAUCCUUUUAGUUUGGCAACUUCAAGACCCCUUACAAAGGAAGUUGGAGAUGUUCCCGUCGGAGCAACCCACCAAUUCAGCCGACGAUUUUAAAUUGAGCCCGGAAUUAGAACAUUGUGAAAGUGAUCAUAACAAUAUUUGGUUGGGCGUUAUGUAUGGAUAUAAAGGAUUAGUUUUGGUCUUUGGGUUGUUUUUAGCGUACGAAACUCGCUCAUUAAAAGUAAAGCAAAUCAACGAUUCGAGAUACGUGGGGAUGAGCAUUUACAACGUCGUUGUUCUUUGUUUAAUUACGGCUCCCGUUACGAUGGUUAUCGCGAGCCAACAAGACGCUAGUUACACUUUUGUUGCUUUGGCGAUCAUUUUUUGUUGUUUUUUGAGUAUGGCUUUGAUUUUUGUGCCGAAGGUAAUCGAAGUUGUGCGUCAUCCUAGGGAUAAAGCCGAAAGUAAAUAUAACCCGGACGCUGGUGUUUCGAAAGAGGAGGAGGAAAAAUACCAGAAACUCGUCACGGAAAACGAAGAACUUCAACGAUUAAUAGCUCAAGUACAGUAAUACAUAGAUAUAACUAA
Molecule: messenger RNA, 1103 nt
Organism: Onthophagus taurus
Lineage: Eukaryota; Metazoa; Arthropoda; Insecta; Coleoptera; Scarabaeidae
Source: RefSeq, a predicted model, not a curated record